Molecule: messenger RNA, 2382 nt
Organism: Anastrepha obliqua
Lineage: Eukaryota; Metazoa; Arthropoda; Insecta; Diptera; Tephritidae
Gene: TwdlT
Exons: 3
Coding region: 468-1328 (286 amino acids)
Source: RefSeq, a predicted model, not a curated record
AUAAGCAUAGUUAGUGUACACUGCCAGUGCAUAUGGUUGGGGAAGAUGACGCUGACUAUGGUGGCGCCUGAAAAUUUUUGUAUAAAUUGCUGAAGUUUGAGUAUUGCAUCGUCAGUACAGCAUUUGAUUUAGUUUAAUAAACAACAUCAAUAGCAACAGAAAGUGUAAAAUAUACAGAACUUUCCAUCCUUCUAUCCCCACUAUUCACUAUUUUUUUCACAUAACCAAAUCAAAAAAUCAAACGAAACACUCCAACCACUGUGAAACACAUCACUCAUACGCACCGUUGCACCGAAAAAGGAUUACAAACAUAUAUACGGUACGAGUGUCUGUGUACGUGUGUUAAAGGAUUAGAGCAGCAGUAAUAAAAAAACGUGUCGGUCGAUUGCACAUCGGUUUCCGGUUUAUAGAACAUUCAACGUUAACGUCAAAGUGCGCGUGUGCUCGUUUUUCGCAUUCGUAACGAAAUGAAAGCCUUCAUCUUAUUAUCCUGUAUAGCGCUGUCGGCUGCUAGGCCCGAAGCAGGUUACGCUUAUAACAGGCCUGGUGGUGGCGGUGGUUUCGGCGGUGGCUCAGGUGGUUUCGGCGGCGGCUCUGGCGGAUUUGGCGGUGGCGGCGGUGGUGGACUCGGCGGAGGACUUGGCGGUGGACUCGGUGGUGGUGGCGGACUCGGUGGAGGUGGCGGAUUUGGCGGCGGCUCUGGCGGUGGCUUCGGCGGUGGCUUUGGAGGUGGUUCCCUUGGCGGCGGCGGCGGCGGCGGUGGCGGCUUCGGAGGAGGUGCUGGUGGCGGUUUCGGAGGCGGCGGCGGUGGUGGUGGCGGUGGCACCACACUUGUGCAGAAACACAUUUACGUUCACGUACCACCACCAGAGCAGGAGGAUGUGCGCCCACGUCCCAAUAUUCCCAUUGGCCAAUCGCAGAAGCAUUACAAGAUCAUCUUCAUUAAGGCACCAUCUCCACCUAGCUACCAGGCACCAGUUAUUCCACUGCAGCCACAGAACGAAGAGAAGACACUCGUCUAUGUUUUGGUCAAGAAACCAGAAGAUCAGCAGGAUAUUGUCAUUCCCACACCAGCGCCCACACAGCCCUCCAAACCCGAAGUGUACUUCAUCAAGUACAAGACCCAAAAGGAUGGCGGUGGUAUUGGCGGUGGUAUCGGCGGUGGCAUUGGCGGUGGUAUUGGCGGUGGUAUUGGUGGCGGUAUUGGCGGUGGUAUCGGUGGCGGUGAUGGUGGUUACUCCGGUGGUGGCGGCGGUGGUGGUGGUGGUGGUGACAUCUCGGCGCCAUCCUCCAACUACGGACCACCCGGCAAAUCUGGACCUUAUUAAAUGGUUGCUUGCAGCUAAAGUUCAAGUGCAACAGAAACUAUGCCACACAAAUUACAAAAGCGACGAAAAACAAAAAAAAAACUACGAAAAUCACGACGGAAUUCAAAGACGACGAACCAAAAACCAAACGAUGCUGGACGAAAUUCGACGACGCUGCGAUGAUAAUAGCUAAAGUUGCCGGCUAGUCUUGUUAACCGAUAACAAAUUGGUUAUUUGUUAUUGUAUUAUAUUUUUAUUUAAUUUUUGGUUUCGAUUUUCGACAAAUUCUGUUCGAACCAAACGCUGUACAGGAAGCUUGAAGAUGAUAAAAUCGAACAAAACAAAAGUUGCAUAAAAUGCCGAAAAUGCUGUGACUAACCCAUAAGCCAGGUCAGCGAAAAAAACUGCCUGUAAAAAACCUUGACUUUGACCCAACAAGCACAGCACAGUGAUGCGCCCAAAUUGACACACCCAGCUAUCGAGCGCAACACACGCGCUGAAGUGUGAGUUGCCGCCAAAAAUGCUUGCGGUGCUGCUCUCAUCGGACUCACUUGAAUUGUUCGCCCUCAGAAUUCUGUGCUCAAAUGUCAAACGUCAAAUGGUCGAAAUAACCUUGCCCAUCAUCCCACAUUACCAAACAACUACAAACUCAUACUCAUCGUUCUACAAUACUACUCUACGAAUCUCUCUCCAUCCCACUCAUGCAAUCACUCUCUAUCACAACUCUCGUUUGUGAGGCGCGCCAUCUCUACAUUUGUGUCGCAUCUUGUGCUGUGAGAGCGAUCACUCUUGUGCGUGUCAUCUUUUGUAUAUAAGCCAUUUUUCCCUGUAUAUCUACAUAUGUAUUGAUCUUUUUGUUGUAAAUGCGUAUAUAAUAAAUAAUUUGCUAGUUAUAAGUGCGAUGCGUUGAUUAAGAUAAUAACCCUCAGUAGACCCACUUAAAGCGCUAUUGACGUCUUUGUACGUGUGUUUGUAUAUUGACAGGCGCAAGCCCAUAAUAUUAAUUAUUAACUUGCGAUAUAUGUAUUAAUAUUUAAGUAUUUGUAUUAUGCGCAGUAUAAAAAAACAACGGUGA